AACUGAGCCAGAGCCGGAAGUCGUCAGUGGCUGCGCGAAGCAGCUCGCCGCGGCCAUGCAGAUCCUCACCCCUCACGUGUACUGGGCUCAGCGCCACGCGGAGAUUUUCCUGCGGGUGGAACUCAGCGAUGCGAAGAAUCUUGAUAUCAGCCUGCACCAAAACAACACGCUUCACUUCAGAGCACUGGGCCACGGAGCCAAAGGGGAUAACGAGUACAAGUUCAGUCUGGAAUUCCUGGAGCCCGUGAAACCCGAGAUUGACCAUAGAUCCACUCAGCGCCAGGUGGACAUCAAGAUCCGGAAGCAGAGGGAGCGCUGGUGGGACCGGUUGACUCUUCAGGAGAAAAAGCCUCUUUUCCUGGCUCCGGACUUUGACCGCUGGCUGGACGAGUCCGAUGCAGAGACAGAGCUCCAGGCUCAGGAGGAGCAAAAGAUUAGCAAGAUAAAUGUGGAGUCCAGAGUUCGUGAAGACCCCUAUCUCGGGCUGAAGAAAGGUUACCUGUUCAUGUACAACCUGGUUCAGUUCCUGGGCUUCUCCUGGAUCUUUGUCAACAUGACAGUUCGACUCUUCAUCCUGGGACAAGACUCGUUCUACGAUACGUUCCACACCACAGCGGACAUGAUGUACUUCUGUCAGAUACUGGCCGUGUUCGAGGUGGUUAACCCCUUGUUGGGUCUGGUUAAAACAGGACUUUAUCCUGCUAUGAUACAGGUUGCAGGGAGAAAUGUGGUGUUGUUUGUCAUCUUUGGCUGCUUGGAGGAGAUGCAGAGCAAACCCAUCGUCUUCUUCGUGUUUUACGCGUGGAGCUCCAUUGAGAUCUUCAGGUAUCCGUUCUACAUGCUGGCCUGCAUCAGCACAGAGUGGAAGCUGCUAACGUGGCUGAGGUACAACCUGUGGAUCCCUCUGUAUCCGCUUGGCGUCAUCUCUGAAGCGGUGGCGGUCAUCCAGUCCCUGCCCAUCUUUGAUGAGACGCGUCUGUUCAGCCUCCCGCUUCCUGGCUUCAGCGGUCGCUCCGUGAGCUUCUCCUACACGCUGCAGAUCUACCUGGUUCUCAUGUUUCUGGGACUCUUCGUUAACUUCAGACACCUGUACAAGCAGAGACAGAGGCGGUACCGCUGCCGGAAGAGAAAAACCCAUUGACUCCUCCCUCUGUCGUACCCUCCAGCUUCCUGUUGGCCUUUCUUCAUCCCUCUCAGCCGAAGAGGAGCAUUGGUCCGGUGGUUCCAGACCUCCUCGCAGCUUUAAAACCCUCUUCCCAUCACGCCAUCCGAGUUUGACCUCAUCUAAAAAUGUUCAUAUUUAUCUGAUGGUCGCCACUGGGGAUUAUUUAUUCAUUUCACUGGAAAAACGUGUCUACAAAGAUAAGCUACAAUGAUGAGACUUGGAAGCGUAGAAGACAUUUGGAUUCAAUGAAUAUCUGUAUUUGGGUUCAGUAGAAGUGACUCAGCUUUCAGUUACAUGGUAAAUUUGAACUGAAGUUUAUUUUUUCAUUUCUGCCUAACGACGGAUCAUUUCAGCUUCUGCUCAUCCUGAACCUUUUUGAUUGUGUUGCUAAAUUCUGGAUAUUAUGCAGUAAUUCAGCUGGAGAGACGUAUUUGAUUGGGAUUAAACUUUGUGACGCUGAUCUCCAGUUUGUUCUGUGAGACAUCUUCUGUUGUUAUAUCAACUAUAAGCUGAGUUUAAAGUGUUCCCAGUGAUCUUUUAAUCAUAAUUAUGCAGUUUUUAGCCUGAAUAAAAAACCCUGUUUUUUUAAGACAUAUUUUCUGCAGAGCAGCAGGGUUCAUUAGAAACUCACCUUUGGGUUGUGGGCGGGACUGUUGGGGUGUUGACAUCCCAGUAUUCCUUUUACACUCUCUCCUGCUAGCUUACAGUCCCUCACAACCCCAAGCUAAAAUUAGUGUCGUAAAAAAAUGGUGAUCAAUAUCAUUUCUAUCCAGUUGUACAGUUUAGAUCCUGAUUUCAGCUCAGAUGUAGAAAACAAAGACGUUCAUGGAUCUGUUUGUCUGCAACAGAAUGGAGCGGAGAAGGGAGACUUUGGUCUGCCCAUCCCGCAAACCUGAGCUUUUUAAGGUGUUUGUGUACUACUGAUACAUCACAAUUUUAAUAAACAAUACUCAGAAAUUCAGUUUUAAUCUUAAAAUAUUGUAUGUAUGUUGUCCAUCAUGAGAGAAAUGCCACAAGAACAUGUUAAAAACACCCAAAACACCAUUUUCAUUGUGUGGCUCUUUCACGUCUUGUAAUUUUGACAACAUUGACAUUUUUAAGAAUCAUGGCUAUACAGGAUACAGAUAAUAUUGAUAAUCCAAAAUAAUUGACCAAAUACUGUUGAUUUUUCUUUGAAGUUUUGUUUUUCAGGCUAAAAACUGCUUUCAAUAGGUCUUUAGGGUUAUACUUCCACCUUUGAUCAGUUUAAAUUGCUAUAUGGAAAUUGUUUUCAUAACCCGACAGUUUGUGAACUGACGUAACAAGAGAAUUUGAGGUGGAAAUGGUGCGUAAGAAUGGAAUGGAUUCAGUGUUUUUGCAGUGAGAACAGCUGUCAUGCAUAUUCUUGGUUUUACAUUUUCAUCCACCUGCUGCUCUCAUCACUUAGAUUUGGAUUCAGACCAGAAGGAAAUUAAAUUUCAAGUUCUAUUCCCUGUUUCCUCUUGAAUGCCCUGUUAAGCCAUUUACUGCUUCCUUUUCAUCAUUUAUCCUAAACAGUUUGUGUCUUCAAAACUUAUUCUUUAAUAAAAGUGAGUCAUUCUAAUGUAUUUAUUUUAAACAUUAGAAGCCUUAAAUUAUGUGUUUUUUUCUGAGUGUUUUAUGAAGGGUUUGUUUUUUGUUUUGUGGAUGUUUUUGUUUAUUUCACACUUUCACUCUAAAUGGAAAACUGUUACUUCUCUGAGGAAAUAAAUGUCUGUUUUUCCAGC
Messenger RNA from Oryzias melastigma (Indian medaka), 2910 nucleotides. Its product is annotated as very-long-chain (3R)-3-hydroxyacyl-CoA dehydratase. Gene Ontology annotation, cellular component: endoplasmic reticulum membrane. Bases 56 to 1141 code for a protein of 361 amino acids. NCBI's taxonomy places the organism in Eukaryota, Metazoa, Chordata, Actinopteri, Beloniformes, Adrianichthyidae. Gene Ontology annotation, molecular function: 3-hydroxyacyl-CoA dehydratase activity. The record is from RefSeq and is a predicted model, not a curated record. Gene Ontology annotation, biological process: sphingolipid biosynthetic process; very long-chain fatty acid biosynthetic process; fatty acid elongation. The transcript is spliced from 11 exons.